Molecule: messenger RNA, 2912 nt
Organism: Daphnia pulicaria
Lineage: Eukaryota; Metazoa; Arthropoda; Branchiopoda; Diplostraca; Daphniidae
Product: protein DENND6B-like
Exons: 11
Coding region: 283-2244 (653 amino acids)
Cellular component (GO): recycling endosome
Molecular function (GO): guanyl-nucleotide exchange factor activity
Source: RefSeq, a predicted model, not a curated record
AUUCGACUGCUAAGUGGUUUGAGUCAAACAUGCAGCUUUUUCGUCUAAAUUUGUGCGUUCCUGCCAACUGGCCAUCAUUAAAGCGACACGAAAGUAAACAAACAAAAAGAAUCUUCAGUUCAGUGCUGGACAUUGAACCUGAAAACUGGAAAUCUCUCUUCUCCGAAAUAAGAGCGGAAUAAGGAAACCCUGACAAGUCUUCUUUUGAAUCCAAUGUCGCUCAAUUAUCUCCCACCAUUUCCGUAAUUUUUUGCUCACUGUCGUGCGCAGCCGUCUCCAACGAUGGCUACCCCGGCCGAAAACAAUAAAGUGGAGCCCGAAAGCAGCGAUUCCGACACUGACUUUCUUUCAGACGUUGAAGAAGUAGAUCACAUGAAGAUUUUAUCGUCAAGUGGAGCUGACCAGCUCCAGUUUGUGGACUCUUAUUUUCAAAGAGAGGCAUCAUCUCUUUUAGCUGACACUACUGAUUUCUUCGGCAACACCUGUGAUGACAGCAGCAUCAACACCUCUCUCUUGCCGUGGGAACGUCUGGCAGACUGGAUACACUGCUUCUGUGUAGUGACGUUUGAUCUUGAAAUAGGUCAGAUGAUUGAGGAAAUCUAUCCCAGUCAUGUGACCUUGUCAGAGCAAGAUAAGACAAGUAUUUGCUACCUGGCAUUUCCUGACUCCAAUUCUGGAUGCAUGGGAGAUACACAGUUCCAUUUUCGAAUAAGACAAAAUCCUGUCAACGGAGAUGUCAGCACUAGGAGUUCUCAAGUGGAUCUUUCAUCUAGUAAUACCGUCCCUAAAUCUCAUUCAAGGUACAACCAGCUUUGCCCACCUGCUUUCAGAACAGAUUCAUCCUAUUGGUGGGGUUUCGCAUACUUCCGCCAAGUCAAGGACAAAAAUUUGCGUAGAGGUUAUUUUCAAAAGUCGUUGGUGAUCGUGACCCGACUGCCCUUUGUUGAAUUGUUCCAAGAGUUGAUGGCUGUGAUAGCACCCGAAUUCUUUGACAAAGGGAGCAUCUGCUUGGAAAUCAGUGCCAAAGAAAUCGAUCAAUGGCCUCGUCCCGUACCUGGCAUUGUAUUGAACUUGCCUCUAUUGGGGACACUCUUUCAAGUGAGGAUUCCAAGUUUCUCGGCAGCCGCUAGUCCCUCAUUUGCCACCAGCCUAACAGGCUCUCCUUCAAAGACGUCUAAUUCGCUGUUACGGAGGCGAUGCCUCAUAGCAACUGACGUCGACCUCUAUUCGGCCUUGGCUCCGUUACUGCCACAUCUUCAAAUGCUCUGGGAACUGCUCCUUUGCGGUGAGCCUCUGGUGGUCAUGGCAACUAGUCCUUCCAUUUGCUCCCACGUCGUCCAAGCUCUCGUCAAUUUGAUCCAUCCUCUCCAGUACUGCCUGGAUUACCGGCCUUUUUUCACCAUCCAUGACUCUGAGUUUAAAGAGUAUACUGGACGGCCGUCUGAUCCUCCUCCACCCGUAUUGCUAGGGGUCACCAAUCCCUUCUUCGCCAAGGCGUUACAGCAUUGGCCACACAUCAUCCGCAUCGGCGGAGAAAUCCCCAGCAGCAGUGCUGGAUUAAAGAUUCGUGCAACUAAAUCCAAUCUUCCAGGAUCUAGUAAAUUGUCGGAGUGCAAGCCGGGCGUGUACACAUCGUACAAGUCCCAUUUGACGCGAGACAAGGCGCUAUUGAAGCUCAUUGCCAAAGGUACCCAGACGCGACGGCCCAACCAAGUGCAAUCGGCCUUGAUGCGCCGGCAUUUCCUUGAGCUAACACAGAGCUUUAUCAUUCCGCUGGAGAGGUACUUUGCCCGUCUGAUGCCUUUGCAGAAAUCAAUCUCACCGUACAAGGCGGUUCCUGGUUUGAGUCCUUUCAAAGCCGAAGAGUUCCUUGCCAGUGUCGAACAUUGCGGCCCCCAGCUGACCACGGGAGUUAAAGGCGACUGGACGGGAUUGUAUCGCCGUUUCCUGCGUACACCAAACUUUGAAUCGUGGUCGAACACGCGUCACCAGGAGGCCAACAAAAAAUUACGAGCUCUUCAGAUGGAAGCUCUUAGUCAAUCGGACAUGACGUCGUGGCUUCAAGGCAAACGUGAAGUGGAAGUAGUGGACAUGGUACUGCGUCUUCGAGAGAAGCUGAACGCGGCGCUGGCCGAGGAAACUCUGCCCGUCAGCCCUCAAACACGACUACAUCUGCAGGGCCAACUCGAAACGGUCCUGCAGAGUCUUCCAGAGGACCUCCGAUCUGUUUUGAAGGCCAGUUGAGAUUCUUUGUUAUCCUAUCCUAUUGCCUCCACCCACAUCUUUCUCUCUAUAUUGGGAACGCAUCUUUUGCAUGUGAUGACAAAACAAAGCCUGUAAGGUUUGUUCCACAUCAAAAGACUCGCGGAUGGACCGAAUUUUUCGUGAUUUCUUCCUUUCAAUUGUGUAUUUAAAAUGACGAUCCAAACGACUUUAUUUGUCUCGAGUUCUUCAUAAAUGUGUAUCCUGAUUUUACUCCAUCAUAACGUGAAUCCCUCUCGGUUCUUCUUCCUACAACAACAUACAAUAUUUGAUCUGAUCAAGCUCGAAAGUUAAAGAAACAAGAAUCGCUGACGACUCGAAUAAUUCAAGCGAGAGCAGUACGUUACGUGUGACCCUGCCUUACAUGUUUUUAACACUUUGUCGUACAGCAUCUAUAUAUAAUUUACUCCACCACAUCUGCACUAUUUCUCUCCCAGAAAAAGGCGAUCAAUGCCGUUGAUUGGUGCACUUUAAUACGGAAUAGUACAAAAAUCAUGGUUGCAUAUUUUGCUCAGCUGACGAUCGAAGACGGUCAGUUUAUGUGUCUCUCACCCCACUCGUCGUAAUCAUUGUUUAAGGUUCAACAUUGAAUCGAACGUACUGUAUUAAUGGAAUCUUUACUUCAAUACACGUACACUAUCGACCCUUAA